Messenger RNA from Paraphaeosphaeria sporulosa, 954 nucleotides. RefSeq lists its product as uncharacterized. Gene Ontology annotation, biological process: ribose phosphate metabolic process; nucleoside phosphate metabolic process. Bases 56 to 697 code for a protein of 213 amino acids. The transcript has 4 exons. NCBI's taxonomy places the organism in Eukaryota, Fungi, Ascomycota, Dothideomycetes, Pleosporales, Didymosphaeriaceae. The record is from RefSeq and is a predicted model, not a curated record. Gene Ontology annotation, cellular component: cytosol; nucleus. Gene Ontology annotation, molecular function: ADP-ribose diphosphatase activity.
UUCCACCGUCCGGUGGCCAGCCCACGCCGGAUCUCAAAUUAGCAAGACAUUAGCGAUGGCGACCACAAAGCAAUCGAAAGUAGUCAAGGUUGAGCCAUUGGAUCACAAAGAUGCCAAAUGGGCAACCCUCGUCAAGAUUACCUACACAGACCCAGAAGGCGUCGAGCGCACAUGGGAGUCGGGCGAGCGUCUCACCCGCCCUGAAGGCGCAGACAUCGACGGUGUAGGCAUCCUAGCAGUACUUCAAGAUCCGAGCAAGCCAGACGAUUCUCCGCGGAUCCUCCUGCAGAAGCAAUGGCGACCUCCCGUCGAUGCGAUCGUCAUCGAAGUACCGGCUGGGCUCAUCGAUCCCAAUGAGACUGCCGAGGUGUGCGCAGUGCGAGAGCUCAAGGAGGAGACGGGCUACGUUGGUAAGGUAAUGGGAGGAGAUUUCGGCGUCAGCCCUAUCAUGUGCAACGAUCCGGGAUUCUGCAAUACGAACUUGCGCAUGAUUCAUGUCACCGUCGAUCUCUCGCUUCCAGAGAACCAGAACCCCCAGCCGUCGCUCGAAGACAACGAGUUCAUCGAGACCUUCUCGGUCCCUCUAAGAGAUCUGUGGGAUGAGUGUAAGAAGUUUGAGAAGGAAGGGUAUGCAAUCGAUGCACGGGUGGGCACGCUGGCCGAGGGUGUAGAGUGCGCUAAGCGAUGGAAGUUAUGAAGAUUUUCAUAGUGCAAGCGCAAGGUUGGACUUCAGCUUUACGAAGACUAAGCUGUCCCAACACGGACAAAGUUCAAUCCACCACCAGCCUUGAUCGUUGUCCAUGAUUUCAACGUGGACCCGGCAAAGUGGAGUUGGAACUACUCCAAACCUUCCACGUCUUUGUGAGGGCUAGAACAUAGGACUCGCACGGCCACUACUGUGCUUCUGCCGUGCUCUUGUUGAUCGUGUGCAUAAUCCAAUGUACUCAACUGAGC